UGUAUCUGUUUGAAUCCCAGAACUGAAUAUCGCACCUCUGUUUUAUCAGGUCGUCAAAAGAUGAACCACAAGUUCAAAUGUGUCUUGACGGUUGCCAUGGGAACGUCUGUUUUCCUGUUCUUCGGUUUGGCAAACAAACAGUUCUGGCAACUUCGUUCUUACAAACCUUUCCACGCUCCAGCUCCCUUAAGCCGCCAUCUUUUCCCCAACGGUUCUGUGGACAAAACCACCGCAGACCGAUUGUCUAGACUUCUGCAGGAAUUCACGGGCAGCUACCUCGAUAUUCCAACAGACAACGAAACGGCAACCUCUGCCGACUUCACUGAAUUCCAGAUCCUACAUCCGGGGUCUGUCUACAGAGUCGGCGACAUUUUGUCUGUGAUGAUCCGCGCAAAGGACAUGCGCAACAGAGAGAAGACUCGGGGAGGAGAUUUCUUCCGUGCGAAGAUCUACACCGAGAGGACCAAGUCCAGCGCGCCCGGCCGGGUCCGGGACUUCGGGAACGGGACGUACGGGGUGAGGUUUCGGCUCCUGUGGGAGGGUGACGUCACCGUUAGUGUGCGGAUGGUCCACUCCUCCAGCGCAGUCCGUGUGAUCAAACGCGUGGCUGAAAGUUUCCCCUUCAACCGCAGCAGGUAUCAACGAAGAUACAUCACUGAAAAUAAAUCGUUGAUUGGCUGGUGCAGUUUGAAUCCUAACGACUUGCAGGGUCCAGAGGGUGGUGGCAUUUGUGACUUCUCCGACAGCUAUGCAGGAGUGGAGUGGUAUUGCCAGAGACCUGAAGGCGUGUCCUGUAGCCAUUCAGUGUUUCAUCGGCACAAUGGCUAUCUUAAAGAACAUACGGACCUAGGGCUGACUGAAGAGGAGAUGCGAUAUUUCAAGUUUACAAAAAAUGGACGGGGUCUCGAGGCCAUCAAAGCCGAGAUUCAAAGCAAAAAUUCCACAAUCCAGGUGGAAGGAAAUUCUACUACAGCAGGUGAGGAGGAACAGCUACCGAGUUGCCGACCUGGACUUCCUGUCCCGGUGCCUUCUGGGUAUUACCGCAAUGGCCGGUGGGUAUCACGUGUCUGCGCGACAACGAGGCUGUCGCCACUGGAGUACAAGAAGUGCCUGCAAAACAAAGUUCUCGACUUUCUAGGGGACUCAACCGUCCGGCAGUGGGCUGAGUUUUUAGCCAAGCUCCUAAACAUGCGGAGUAUUCCGGAUCCUUACUUCAGUUCCGGAACGGCCGGGCCAGAGCAUUACAUAGAGACAAAAUGGAACAUAACAACUCGGUACCAGUCCCACGGACCCCCCUUAAAAACCUACGUGUGGACGAACGCUACUGUACUGAGUAAUUUGGCUCGAAUCAUUGACAGCAUCCCCGGAGGACCCGACAGAGUGGUUGUGGUCACACUUGGUCUCCAUUUCAGCAAUCAUCCUCUCAGCGUUUUCAUCCGCCGUGUUCGAGCCGUCCGGGCCGCCAUCUUGCGCCUGCGCAGUAGAGAACCCGAGACAAUUGUCGUCAUCAAAACGCCGAACACGUCAGGAGCGACUUUCAAUAACGUGGACGAAUGGCCGCUAUUUCAGAUAUACCGGGUCAUGAAGGAGAUGUUCUCUGGAUUGUCUGUUGUGUUAGUGGACACGUGGGAAAUGACCGACUGCCAGUUUCACGAAGACAAUGCUCACCCAACUAAUGAUGUCAUAUCUGAGGAAGUUUCUUACAUGCUGUCGUAUGUUUGUGUCUAAUGUAUAUUUUAGAUCGCAUCCUGAAAGUAGAUUUAUUGUUUUAAUGUGACAUUAGACACAAACAUACAGACCUACAGAUCUACCUUCAUCCCUUAUGCUUCCAGACUUUGGAAUGAACUGCCGCAAUCAGUAAAGCAAGCCCGAAGCGUCAGUAUGUUCAAGCAGAGAUUACGGUCCUUGAAUGCCUAAGGUCUGGGUCCUACAGCGAGGGAGGUGUAGGUGCGUGGAGUUACGGAGCUGUAAACGUGUAGCUCUGUGCUCUCCUCGGGUGGUUGGUAUCAGAGGUUGCAGAUGAGGGGGGACUAAGCCGUUUACAAGUUUGAAGAUGAGAACCAUAGACUGGAAAUGCCUUCUAGUUGCCAGGCUGUCCCAUCCAACCUCUUGCAUAACGACGCUUGAUGGUGUUCGUCUUGCGGCCACGGUGACAAGGCAGGCGGCUUGGUAGUGAACUCGCUCCAACGUCUUGCUGGAUGAAGAAGCCAAGUCCCCUAGCAGUACAGAGGCAUACUUCAUUUUGGUAGUCUAGAGCUGAGAUACAAUUUUUUUGGAAAUUCAGAAAAAUAGGACCAUUGAGUCCGUGAACCAACACAUUGAAUUGGACUGGCCUGACGUUCACUUGAUAACUUACAGAACAGAAACAAUACAGAAAUGCAGAAAGUAGAUUUUCAUAUCAUUGCUUGCCAUAGUACAGUAAGUAUCACCCCUAUAGUUUUGAAUGAUAAUAGUGGGGGAGGGAAUCAAUGCACUAUACAAGUUAGAAUGUUUAAGAACUGCAAUCUUCCAAUUGAAUGAGGAAAACAAACGCAGGUCUAGACUAUACUGUACUGCAGUGUACUGUACUACCCAGAGUCUAUGGACUCUUUACUGACACCCAUACAAUUCAAACUAGAAUCGGUAGUAUCAAACUUUCCUUUUCUCUCUAAUCCUCUGAAUACCUUACAUGUCAUUCUUACCUGUCAGUUACGUCAUACACAGUUGCCUGCAGACCCACAAGACUUUCACUUCUUCCCAUGCUCCACCAUUAUCUACACAAGUCACUGCUUUCACAUGUCUCCUGCCCUACAAUAUACUUGCUUGGCUCUGUGCCUGGAAAUCCA
Branchiostoma floridae (Florida lancelet) is the source of this 2825-nucleotide messenger RNA. Its product is annotated as NXPE family member 3-like. Lineage: Eukaryota; Metazoa; Chordata; Leptocardii; Amphioxiformes; Branchiostomatidae. The record is from RefSeq and is a predicted model, not a curated record. Bases 61 to 1728 code for a protein of 555 amino acids. The transcript has 6 exons.